AUGCCUCCUCCUCUACCUCCCGAUCCGUACAAGGCCCUUGGUGUUUCCAAGACGGCACAGGUCCCCGAGAUCCGUACCGCCUACAGGAAGCUCGUCCUCACAUGCCAUCCUGACAAGGUGCAAGACCCUACCCUCAAGGAGAAGAAACUGGAGGAAUUCCAGAAACUUCAACAGGCCUACGAACUUCUCUCGGACGAGAAGGAGCGAACCAAGUACGAUGAUCAGGUCAAGCUUAUGGAACUCCGAAAGGAGGCGGCGAAGAUGAUGAAUACGUCGUCUCCCCGCACCCCCAAGUCGUACAACGUGAGCAUCCGGACGACGGCGGAGCCAAGAUCAUCGCCGUACGCGGCGUCUCCGCCGAGACCAACGGCUUCAUCAAAGCUCUUCUCCCAACAGUACUCAAAUUCGUCAUCGGAUGACUACAGUUUUGGAGAUAAGCCGACGAGCCGAACCACUAGGCGCGUUCCCAGCUACGAAAAGCCACCUGGCAGCGCUCGCAAAGAGAGGGAAAGGGACAGAGAUGCGGACGAGUUCAAGGAGAGAGAACGAGCUCGCAGGAGGAGAGAUAAGGAGAGGGAAGAGGACCGCGAGAGGGAGCAUGAGAGGGAGCGCGAGAGGGAGCGUGAGAGGGAGCGUGAGAGGGAGCGUGAGAGGGAGCGUGAGAAGGAGCGCGAGAAGGAGCGCGAGAAGGAGCGCGAGAAGGAGCGUGAGAAGGAGCGCGAGAAGGAUCGCAACAAGGACCGCGAGCAGGAGCGUGAUCGUGAUCGCGACAAGGACCGCGACCGGAACCUUGAGAAGGAGCAAGAACAGCGAGAUCGUGAUCGUGAUUGGGAUCGAGAACGUGAGCGAGACCGGGAUCGACGCACGACGGAGAAGGAGGCUCGAAAGGUGGACAAGCGACGCCAAGAAAAGGAGCGCAAGCACCAGUACGAGGAAAAGCGACAGCAGCGCAUGUACGUGGAGGAGUAUGACGAAGACUAUAGCCGGUCUUCGGAAAAAGAAGCCGAGUCGCAAACACCGCGGGGAGAGGGAGCCAGCGCCCAAGGUCGAAGUUGCAUCCAGGAGGAGCCUUUGCUGCACCUCUCGGGUUCGCCUCGCGUUACCUCGAUCAUCUCGGAAUCGCCCCCGUCACGGUAUCAAGCCCAGGCGGUGCAAGAGAUGGACGAAGAAGAGGAUGAAGAGGAUGAGCGACGAUUUAUGCCACCACGCAAGCCACGUGGGCCUGCUACUCGACGAGACUCGGGCCCUUCGGAAGCCAUGGGUAUCCAGUACAGCAGCCGGGGGUACGGCGGGUCCGAGAGUGGCCGGAGCAUGGGACGGGAUUCUUCCUAUAGAGAGUCCUCGGGCCGAACCAAGAUGUACCACCCGUCGAGUUCUUCCUCGGGCACCACUCGCAUGAGUUCACCACGGACGACGUUAACUGGGGCCGAUACAGCAACGGCUUCCCCCGAAGUGGACACUGGUGGCCGCUACUAA
Molecule: messenger RNA, 1476 nt
Organism: Parascedosporium putredinis
Lineage: Eukaryota; Fungi; Ascomycota; Sordariomycetes; Microascales; Microascaceae
Source: the annotation of a GenBank genome assembly